GAUCCGUCCCCAGCUGUCCAAAGAGAAAAUAGAGGGAUGUCACAUCUGCACCUCGGUGACGCCCGGCGAGCCCCAGGUGCUGCUGGGGAAGGACAAAGCCUUCACCUACGACUUUGUCUUUGACCUGGACACAUGGCAGGAGCAAAUCUCCACGAAGUGUGUGGGCAAGCUCAUCGAAGGCUGCUUCGAGGGCUACAAUGCCACCGUGCUGGCGUACGGCCAGACUGGCGCGGGGAAGACAUACACCAUGGGCACUGGCUUCGACAUGAACGUCUCUGAGGAUGAGCAGGGCAUCAUCCCGCGGGCCAUUGGCCACCUCUUCAGUGGCAUCGAGGAGCGCAAGCGGGCAGCACAGAGUCAGGGCGUGGCAGCACCCGAGUUCAAAGUCAGCGCCCAGUUCCUGGAGCUCUACAACGAGGAGAUCCUGGACCUAUUUGACAGUGCCCGCGACCCUGACGCACGCCACCGCAAAUCCAACAUCAAAAUCCACGAAGAUGCCAGUGGGAACAUCUACACCACAGGGGUCACGUCGCGCCUCAUCAGCUCGCAGGAUGAGCUGAUCCAGUGCCUAAAGCAGGGGGCUCUUUCCCGCACCACCGCCAGCACCCAAAUGAACGUGCAGAGCUCCCGGUCCCACGCCAUCUUCACCAUCAACCUGUGCCAGAUGAGAGUGUGCACCCGCCCGGAGCUGGUGAACGAGGAGGGGACCAGCCUCCUGGAUGGAGCCCAGCCCACCACCGAGUAUGAGACCCUCACGGCCAAGUUUCACUUCGUCGACCUGGCUGGCUCAGAGAGGCUGAAGCGAACGGGUGCUACGGGCGAGAGAGCAAAGGAAGGCAUCUCCAUCAACUGUGGGCUGCUGGCCUUGGGGAAUGUCAUUAGUGCCCUCGGAGACCAGAGCAAGAAAGUUGUGCACGUGCCCUACCGUGACUCUAAGCUCACCCGCCUGCUGCAGGAUUCCCUCGGGGGCAACAGCCAAACCAUCAUGAUCGCCUGCGUGAGCCCAUCUGACCGGGACUUCAUGGAGACCCUGAACACGCUCAAGUAUGCCAACCGGGCUCGCAACAUCAAGAACAAGGUGGUGGUGAACCAGGACAAGACGAGUCAGCAAAUCAGUGCCCUGCGGGCCGAGAUCGCUCGCCUUCAGAUGGAGCUGAUGGAGUACAAGGCGGGCAAGCGGGUCAUCGGGGAGGAUGGCUCGGAGGGCUACAGUGACCUUUUCCGCGAGAACGCCAUGCUGCAGAAGGAGAACAGCGCCCUGCGCAUGCGGGUGAAGGCCAUGCAGGAGGCCAUCGAUGCCAUCAACAGCAGGGUCACCCACCUCAUGAGCCAGGAGGCCAACCUGAUGCUGGCCAAGGCAGGUGAUGGUAAUGAAGCCAUUGGUGCCCUCAUCCAGAACUACAUCCGCGAGAUCGAAGAGCUGAGGACGAAGCUCCUGGAGAGCGAGUCCAUGAACGAGUCCCUGCGUCGCAGCCUGUCGCGUGUCUCUGCCCGGCCCCCGUACUCCAUGGGCUCGUCCCCAGCAUCUGGCUUGGCUGGGCUGUGCAGCCCCGCUGCUCCGGUGGAGACGGAGGCCUCCGACGUCCUCCGACGGGCCAAGCAGGACCUGGAGCGCCUGAAAAAGAAAGAGAGGAGGCAGAGGAGGAAAAGCCCGGAGAAGGAAGCGUUUAAGAAGCGGCAGAAACUGCAGCAGGACAAUGGAGAGGAGACAGAUGAGAAUGAGGUGGAAGAGGAGGAGGAGGAACAGGAUGAGAGUGGCUGUGAGGAAGAGGAUGGCCGUGAGGAUGAAGAUGAGGACUCAGGCAGUGAAGAGAGCCUGGUGGACUCGGACUCGGAUGCAGAGGAGAAGGCGGCUAAUUUCCAGGCCGACCUGGCGGAUCUGACUUGCGAGAUAGAGAUCAAGCAGAAGCUGAUUGAUGAGCUGGAGAACAGCCAGCGGCGCCUGCAGACCCUCAAGCACCAGUACGAGGAGAAGCUGAUCCUGCUGCAGAACAAGAUUCGGGACACGCAGCUGGAGCGGGACCGGGUCCUGCAGAACCUCAGCACCAUGGAGUGCUACACGGAGGAGAAAGCCAACAAGAUCAAAGCAGACUACGAGAAGCGGCUGAAGGAGAUGAACCGGGACCUGCAGAAGCUCCAGGCAGCCCAGAAGGAGCAUGCCCGCCUGCUCAAGAACCAGUCCCGCUACGAGCGGGAGCUGAGGAAGCUGCAUGCGGAGGUGGCCGAGAUGAAGAAGGCAAAGGUUGCGCUUAUGAAGCAGAUGCGGGAGGAGCAGCAGCGGAGGCGGCUGGCUGAGACGAAGAGAAAUCGGGAGAUCGCACAGCUCAAGAAGGAGCAGCGCCGGCAGGAGUUUCAGAUCCGGGCUCUGGAGUCUCAGAAGCGACAGCAGGAAAUAGUGCUGCGGAGGAAAACCCAGGAGGUCUCAGCCCUGCGCCGUCUCGCCAAGCCCAUGUCAGACCGGGUCGCGGGCAGGAUGAGCCAGAAGCCAGCCAUGCUGGACUCGGGUGCGGAGGUCUCGGCCAGCACCACCUCCUCCGAGCCCGAGUCUGGUGCUCGCUCCGUCUCCAGCAUCGUGCGCCAGUGGAACAGGAAAAUCAACAACUUCCUGGGAGACCCCUCGUCCUCUGUGAAUGGGGCUCGGCCCGCCAGGAAGAAGUUCCCCAAGAAGGGAACAAGCCAGACCUUCAGCAAAGCCGCCCGCCUCAAGUGGCAGUCACUGGAGCGGCGCAUCUUCGACAUCGUCAUGCAGAGGAUGACCAUCGUCAACCUGGAGGCUGACAUGGAGCGGCUCAUCAAGAAACGCGAGGAGCUGGCUCUGCUGCAGGAAGCAUUGCUGGGCAAGAGGGCGAAACUGCAGGCAGAGAGCCCCAAGGAGCAGAAGGGGCUGCAGGAGCUGAACGAGGAGAUUGAGGUGCUGGGGGCCAACAUUGACUACAUCAAUGACAGCAUUUCCGACUGCCAGGCCACCAUCAUGCAGAUCGAGGAGACCAAGGAGGAGCUGGACUCCACGGACACCUCGGUGGUGAUCAGCUCCUGCUCCCUGGCUGAAGCCCGGCUCCUGCUGGACAACUUCCUGAAGGCCUCCAUCGACAAGAUCCUGGACGCCCUGCGGGAGAAGGCUGAGUCGCACCCUGAGCUGCAGGCCCUGAUCCACAACGUCCAGCAAGAGUGUGGCACUGAAGAUCCAUCUUUGUUCCCUUCUCUUUGCAGCAUCUCCCAGUCUUUCACCAUGAAGGGCUCAGCAAGCCAGGAUGACUUCAAGUUCAAGGGAGAGCCCAAGCUCUCAGGGCAGAUGAAGGCAGUGUCGGCUGAGUGUCUAGGACCCACACUGGACGUCUCCACCAAGAACAUCACUAAAUCCUUGGCAUCCCUCAUGGAGAUCAAAGAGGAUGGGAUCAGCUUCUCCAUCCGAGACCCCUAUUACAAGGAGAAGGUGUCGCGCACCAUCAGCCUGCCCACGCGAGGAAGCACCUUUCCCAGGCAAUCUCGUGGCUCGGACACUUCACCUCUGACAAGGAGGAAAUCCUAUGACCGUGGGCAACCUGCCAGGCCUCCAGAUGUUGGCUUCACGCCUCCCUCAUCCCCACCCACCCGUCCACGCAACGACCGCAACGUCUUCUCUCGUCUCACGAGCAACCAGAGCCAGGGCUCUGCCUUGGAUAAGUCUGAUGACAGCGAUUCCUCUGUCUCGGAGGUGCUGAGGGGCAUCAUUAACCCGGUGGGUGGCACCAAGAAUGCCCGGACAGCCCCACUGCAGUGCGUCUCCGUGGCAGAAGGACACACCAAGCCUGUGCUCUGCCUGGAUGCCACCGACGAGCUGCUUUUCACUGGGUCCAAAGACCGGAGCUGCAAAAUGUGGAACCUGGUGACGGGCCAAGAGAUUGCUUCCCUCAAGGGUCACCCGAACAAUGUGGUUUCCAUCAAGUACUGCAGCCACACGGGGCUGGUGUUCACCGUGUCCACAUCGUACAUCAAAGUGUGGGACAUCCGGGACUCGGCCCGGUGCAUCCGCACCCUCACAUCUUCUGGACAGGUGAUCUCUGGGGACGCAUGUGCUGGGACCACCACCCGCACUGUCACCAGUGUGCAGGGGGAGCACCAGAUCAACCAGAUUGCUAUCAACCCCACUGGCACCAUGCUCUAUGCUGCCGCUGGGAACUCCGUCCGCAUCUGGGAGCUGAGCAGGUUGCAGCCCGUUGGGAAGCUGAGUGGCCACAUUGGGCCUGUGAUGUGCCUCACGGUAAACCAGACAGCGAGCAACCACGACCUGGUGGUCACAGGCUCCAAAGAUCACUACGUCAAGGUGUUUGAGAUUGCUGAGGGCAUGGUGGGCAAUAUUGGCCCCACUCACAACUUUGAGCCCCCUCACUACGAUGGCAUCGAGUGCCUGGCCAUCCAGGGAGACAUCCUCUUCAGUGGCUCCAGGGACAACGGCAUAAAGAAGUGGGAUCUGGAGCAGCAGGAACUUAUUCAGCAAAUUCCAAAUGCCCACAAAGACUGGGUCUGUUCCCUGGCCUUCAUCCCUGGCCGCCCCAUGGUGCUGAGCGCCUGCCGAGGAGGCAUGAUCAAAGUCUGGAACGUGGACACCUUCACCCCAGUUGGGGAGAUCAAAGGGCACGACAGCCCCAUCAAUGCCAUCUGCACCAACUCGAAGCACAUCUUCACUGCCUCCAGCGACUGCCGGGUAAAGUUAUGGAAUUACGUGCCUGGGCUCACCCCUUGCCUUCCACGACGCGUCCUUGCCAUAAAGGGCCGUGCUACUAGUCUGCCUUGA
Messenger RNA from Pterocles gutturalis (yellow-throated sandgrouse), 4774 nucleotides. RefSeq names its product kinesin family member 21B (gene KIF21B). Gene Ontology annotation, biological process: microtubule-based movement; mitotic spindle organization. The annotation marks the transcript as partial. The record is from RefSeq and is a predicted model, not a curated record. Lineage: Eukaryota; Metazoa; Chordata; Aves; Pterocliformes; Pteroclidae. The transcript is spliced from 33 exons. Gene Ontology annotation, molecular function: ATP binding; microtubule binding; microtubule motor activity.